This is a messenger RNA of Lynx canadensis (Canada lynx), 2433 nucleotides long. RefSeq names its product carbonyl reductase 4 (gene CBR4). Gene Ontology annotation, biological process: fatty acid biosynthetic process. The record is from RefSeq and is a predicted model, not a curated record. Lineage: Eukaryota; Metazoa; Chordata; Mammalia; Carnivora; Felidae. The transcript is spliced from 5 exons. Bases 202 to 915 code for a protein of 237 amino acids. Gene Ontology annotation, molecular function: quinone binding; oxidoreductase activity, acting on the CH-OH group of donors, NAD or NADP as acceptor.
ACGUCAUACUCUUCGCGCCUCUUCCCCCGCCUUCUGGGUGGCUAAAGUCCGGUGGCAGGAGGCGUAAAGCGGUGCUUUUUCCGAGGCCGUCUGGCGGUUUUUUGAGGGGGAGCCCCAGUGGCUUAAAAACCCGAGGGAAUCUGGAUAGGGGCCGCCACUCCUAGCCCUCCUUCCUUCGAGUUUGCGACUCCGCGGUCCAAGAUGGACAAAGUCUGUGCUAUUUUUGGAGGCUCCCGGGGCAUUGGGAGGGCAGUGGCCCAGUUAAUGGCUCAGAAAGGCUACCGACUGGCCAUCAUCGCCAGAAAUCUGGAACUGGCCAAAGCCGCCGCCGGUGACCUCGGCGGAGAUCAUUUGGCAUUUAGCUGUGAUGUUGCCAAAGAAUGUGAUGUCCAAAAUACAUUUGAAAAGAUGGAGAAAAAUUUAGGUCGAGUUAAUUUCUUGGUAAAUGCAGCUGGAAUUAACAGGGAUAGCCUUUUAGUAAGAACAAAAACUGAAGAUAUGGUAUCCCAGCUUCAUACUAACCUCUUGGGUUCCAUGCUGACUUGUAAAGCUGCCUUGAAGACUAUGAUUCAACAACAGAGAGGGUCUAUUGUUAAUGUAGGAAGUAUUACUGGUUUAAAAGGCAAUUCUGGCCAGUCUGUGUACAGCGCCAGUAAAGGAGGAUUAGUUGGGUUUUCUCGUGCUCUUGCUAAAGAAGUAGCAAGAAAGAAAAUUAGAGUGAAUGUGGUCGCACCAGGAUUUGUUCAUACAGAUAUGACGAAAGACCUGAAAGAAGAACAUUUAAAGAAAAUUAUCCCUCUUGGGAGGUUUGGAGAACCUAUUGAUGUGGCACAUGCGGUUGUGUUUCUUUUAGAAUCACCAUAUGUUACAGGGCAUGUUCUGGUAGUGGAUGGGGGAUUACAACUCAUGAUAUAAUUUACAGAUUAUUCAGUUAAAAUAGUGAUUAUAAUCAAAGGCACACUUGGGCUGUUGAUUUAUUUGUAUUUGGGCUGUUGAUACCUACAUGGGUGACAUUUGCUAAUCAAACUUAUUGAUGCUACAAAUACUAUUUCCAUUUUUAUAUGAAUAUGUCUAAAAAGAACAGUGUGUGACCAGUUGUGUUUUCUAAAUGCUAAGAACCUUAUAGGCUGUAGCAAUCUUUUUUUUUUUUUUUUUUUCCAACGUUUAUUUAUUUUUGGGACAGAGAGAGACAGAGCAUGAACGGGGGAGGGGCAGAGAGAGAGGGAGACACAGAAUCGGAAACAGGCUCCAGGCUCUGCAGAGCCGGACGUGGGGCUCGAACUCACGGACCGCGAGAUCAUGACCUGGCUGAAGUCGGACGCUUAACCGACUGCGCCACCCAGGCGCCCCAUAGGCUGUAGCAAUCUUAACAUAUAGACAUUUGCAAGUGCUAUAAACAGACAUUAUUUUAAUUUACAUAUUUUGUUGCGAAAGUGACAAAAAUUAUAUGGUCUAAUGGUUAUGAAUUAUUUCAUUGUAUCAGGCAAAAUUCUCUAGAAGUUAACCUUGUGAGCCAUUGCUAAGAUAAGAGUAUUUAUAGGGCAUUGGUUAGUUGACAGUAUUUUAGCAGUCCUGCCAAAGUUAAACCUUGUAUUCCUUUUAUAUAUGCCUUAGAAGAUCAAUUUUUAUACAGGUUGGAAAAAAACAUCAGUUAGAUACAGGCAUAAAUUUAGAAUCCAAUUUCUUUGAGUGCAUUACUCCUGAUUAAGCAGUUGGGCAAAAUAAUUUACAAAUACAAGUGUGGUACAGUUGAUCCAUCCUGUAGAAUUUCUCAAAGUGAUGUGUAAUAAUAACCCUUAAGGUUUUAAUAUCUCGUAUAGUAAUGAGCUACAUAGAUAUUAUCAAUUUAGGAAAUAGAAGUAGUUUUUUUGUGUGUGUUUUUUAUCCUCAAAACACUAAUUUUAGCAAACUACUUAAAAACAGUGUAAGAAAUUAUGACAUUUUAAAAAUUCAGAAUAUUUUGUAUGAAUGAAUGUAAUAAUUUUUAUUAUAAAAUUUUAGAAAUAAUUACUUAUGAAUAGCAUAAAUGAUACUUUAAGUAAAUAUGCAGUAACAGUGAAUAAGAUGUCUUUAUAAGGAACAGUUAAAGCAUUAAUUUUAAAAGAAAAUAUUUGCCCGAGAAUGGAAGACACAAACUGAAAUAUCAGGCAACAUCUAUUUUGCAUUGAACUCUUUUCUGGGGAAUAGUGUGAUAUUUUAAAUGUCACUGGAUUCAUGUUGAUUUUUAUUAUUUAUCAUUUUGAAAUAUGGUUUAAAUAUUUACUGCACUUUAAAAAGUAGGUUUUAUUGGAGCUGAACAUUAUUUUAUGUAAACAGAUUUUAUUUUAUAUUGCAAGUCAGUGCAAAGGUGUGAAUUGGAUGUACUAAAUAAAUGCAAUGUGAUAAAAGUAAUAAAAAUAAAAAAUAAAAAGUAAUAAAGUCAGAUCUAAUUUC